Molecule: messenger RNA, 2044 nt
Organism: Schistosoma margrebowiei
Lineage: Eukaryota; Metazoa; Platyhelminthes; Trematoda; Strigeidida; Schistosomatidae
Source: the annotation of a GenBank genome assembly
AUGGAUCAUCCAGAGCCGAUUUCUAAACGUCCUAUAGAAAUUCCACAAUGUCGUAAAGGUUUCAAUUUAGAUGAAGCAAAAAACUUUAUCGAUCAAAUUAUGGAAGUAUUUCGUAGUUUAGAUGAUAUGACAGAUCUACGUUCAAUGUAUGAAACUGGUAAACAACUAAGUCGAUCAUAUUUUGAUUGUCAUACGUAUCGUUUGGAAUUAGCUCAAUAUUUAACGAAUUGUGAUUAUCCUGCUUUUGCGUCCAAAAUGAUGAAAAAAUUGAAUAAUAUGGGUGUGUUCAAGAAUGAUGAUAUUUGGUUCUCUUCAUUUUAUUUCUAUAAUACAACAUGGAAUUUUUCUGAUAUUUGGCCAGAAUUUGCCACUGCCUUAGCAAUUGCUGGUUUACCAAAUCUACUUAAUUUAAAUAUUGGACAUCAACCAUAUUUAGAGAAUUUAAGUAGUAAAAAUGUAUAUUAUUUAAUUAAAGCUAGUUUAUCUAUCAUACAUAAUAUAGCUCGUGUUCCAGGUAAUACACAUUAUUUUGCAUCUGAAUCAGUUCGACAAGCAUUAUUACAUUUAGCUCAACGUGAAGAAGAAUUUUUACACUGUGUUUCCACACUUUGUUUAGCGCACAUUAUUACUGAGUCAGAAAUUCAUUUAAUUACUGACAUAUCAAAUGGUGGUAUUGAUUUGUUAAGAAUUUUGUUUGGCUAUGUCACAUCAGCUCGUGUUUCCGAGAAACGAAGAUGUCAUGGAUUCCAAGUGCUUGAAUUAUUAUCCUCUGUUGCCGCUUUAUCUGUUCUUGAUCCCGUUAAGGCGAAUUUAUUGUCAUCACCUGUUAAUGUGAAUUUGAUUGCUGGUACAAAUAAUAAUCAAAGCACAGAGCAUAGUAUGACAUGUCUAAGUUUACUGAAAGAAUUAAUUGAAACUGCAUUACUUCCUAAUUCCAGUCCUGUUUCUAUUAGAGAAGCAGAAGAAGCAGUUCGUAUCUUAUGGAAUACAGUUUUUGAUUCAUCCAUUUGCACAGGAGUUUUACAGAUACAAUUAACAAGUUGGUUAAGUGACACUAUGGCAAAUCAUGCAGUUGCUUUACAAACUUAUAAAUCUCUUUCACGUGCAAUUGAAUCUAUUAAUUGGCAAUUGAAUACUUGUAUUUCGAAAAAUUCUAAAAAUGAACCUACAGAGUGUGGUCCUGUAUUAUUAUGUUUCUCACCGUCUAACCGUAUUGCUGUUAACCGAGUGGCUGGUCGUUUAAGAGAUGCUGGGAUUAUGCUUAAUAGUAUUCCUUUUGGUCCCGAAGUAAUACCAUCAUUAGAUGCUUCAGCAACUGGACUUACUAUGUGUGCGGCUAAUGCUACAAAUCAUGCUCAGUGGGUUGAAUCUAUUGAACAAGCCUCAGUCAUGAUCGCAUUUUUAAGUGAUUCAUUUCGCUUAAGUCCUGGUUGUCGAUGGGAAGUGGAACAUUUUUCUAGUUUUGAUACAAGCGUAUACUCAAAACCUAUUAUUCCUGUUAUACUACAACCAAAAUUUAAGUUGACUGGCUGGCUGAACCGUCUCAUUUCUCAACAUCCUAUUGAUUUCAAUGGUAAACGUGAUCCAGAAGCAAGCUAUGAUGCUUUGAUUAGCCAGGUAAAAGAAUUUUAUGGAGAGGCAAAGAAGCGUGCGGAGGCUGCUGCCUUAGUUGCAGCACAACAUCAGUUAUCCAUUGAUGCCAAAAAACACUUAUCAACUUCAGGCGAUACUGGAUUCCCCGGGAUACCCAAUUCAGAUGUGGCGUUGAAUCACGUCAAUGCAAGCCCCGCAGUUAGUAGUCGGGGUUCUCUGGGUCCGUCUCCAGGCAUUAAACGUGAAGAUCCAAUUCAUCUUAGUAAUCAGAUAGGAUUACAGAAGAUUUGCAAUCAAAACAUGAUUCCUGUGCAAUCAAAUAUUACAUCCCGACCUUUGGCGACUAAUGCCUGGCGUCAUGCUAUUCGUCCUUCAGUUCGUAAUUGGUCAACCUGCAAGGUUGCUUCAUGGUUGAAAUUUCGUGGAUUGGGCCAUGUACCUUCUCAAAUAG